AUGUCGGUUCUGUCGAAGCGGACCCGUAAUGACGGUGCUUCGUCGUCUGCUGCUGUUCCUAUUGGUGGUCGACGGAAGUGGCGGCGUCUUGAUGGACUCCCUGUGCUUCCCCAGUACGUUGAUUGUGGUGAUUGUAGUUGGAUAUGUGAGUAUUGUGGUGCGUUUUUCUGCUGUGUGGAGAGGGCUCUUAAUAUUUCUACAGCUGCUCACGCAAGGUACACUCAUUGCUGUAGAGCUGGCAGUGCGGUUCUUUCUGCAAAACCAGUUGGAGACAAUGAAGGAAUCAUUGGCCAUGGCACGUUGUCAUCACCGAAUCUUCAUCAACAACCUCGACCAGGUGACCCCGUUGCUCAUGCUCGACAUGUUCCAAGCGAUGCAGGAGACAUGAGUGCAGCAAACGAAUCUGCAAGAACAAAUCCAUUCAACGACCACCAAGCCCCGACGAAGCAUACCACCACCAAAAUCUUUUGUAAUCAAAUGUCCAGUAGUAUCCUUAAUGAAGAACACUUUUGUAAUCGAAUAUCAACUAAUGAAUGA
Messenger RNA from Lactuca virosa, 537 nucleotides. Lineage: Eukaryota; Viridiplantae; Streptophyta; Magnoliopsida; Asterales; Asteraceae. The record is from the annotation of a GenBank genome assembly.